CAAAUAGCACAAGCGAGCAAAACACAAAACUCUAUUUUGCUGCGCUAAGGCACGUAUUUACCGCAUUUAAUUGUAAAUACAACUAAGAUAAAAAACAAGAGCGACAAAAUGAUGUUCGAGGACCAACGCAUGUCUGUAGAUUCAACCACACCAAUAAAAAGCGCAGGCAGCUUAAAUUCCUCCGGCUCGUCCAUUUCGAUGGACAUCAAGCCGCUGAACAGUUGGGCCCAAGAGGUUCGCGCCGAGCUGGGACAAAGCGAUGAGGCCUCGUCAUCUUUUAACAGCAGUGCCGGGAGCACAGCUGCUCAAUCAAAACGUGAAAUGACUCUGGAGUUUCUCGACGGCAGCAAUGAGGAGAAGUUUGAGCGUCUGGUCAAGGAAGACAAAUUAAAGACGCCCUUUAAGCGUCGACACUCCCUAACGCCGCCCACACUCAGCACUGAGAAUAGUCGCUCCAACAGUCCAAAUAGCAGCGCGUCGUCCGCAACUAACGAAUCUAAUCCGCAUACCAAGGCACAUCACUUCAAGGGUCGCAAGGAAGAGAAGCGUGUGCGCCAUAAUAGUUACACUUCAUCAACAUCAUCCUCAUCCUCGUACACAGAGGCAGAUCCGGCCAUUUUGUCCCGCCGUCAGAAGCAGAUCGACUAUGGCAAAAAUACGGCUGCCUACGAAAGAUAUGUAGAGACGGUGCCCAAGAAGGAGCGCACUCGCGAACAUCCCAGGACACCAAACAAAUUUGGCAAGUACAGCCGUCGGGCGUUUGAUGGAUUGGUGAAGAUCUGGCGCAAGCAGCUGCAUGUCUAUGAUCCGCCCGCAGCAAAGGCUUCAAAUACCGGCGAAGCUGACUCGGAUUCUGACUCAGAUUAGAGCUGUUAUAUUUAUAUUAUGAAUAAACAUAUACUUAGGGAUAAUUGGGGGGAUAUUGAAACGAUGGUACAAAGUCGGCAAAAGUUAAAAUCGCAAAUAUUGUUUGUAUUAAAUUAGCCUUAAAAGACUGCUUACGGGCAGCGUAUGUUAUGUUAUGUUAACAUAUUUUCAAAUGUWUAAUAAAAUGGCGUCGUUUUGAUCUUGAAA
Messenger RNA from Drosophila arizonae, 1074 nucleotides. RefSeq names its product Stem-loop binding protein (gene Slbp). The record is from RefSeq and is a predicted model, not a curated record. Lineage: Eukaryota; Metazoa; Arthropoda; Insecta; Diptera; Drosophilidae. Gene Ontology annotation, molecular function: histone pre-mRNA stem-loop binding; mRNA binding. Gene Ontology annotation, cellular component: histone pre-mRNA 3'end processing complex; cytoplasm. Gene Ontology annotation, biological process: mRNA transport; mRNA 3'-end processing by stem-loop binding and cleavage.